Messenger RNA from Saccostrea echinata, 4046 nucleotides. RefSeq names its product double-stranded RNA-binding protein Staufen homolog. The transcript is spliced from 16 exons. The record is from RefSeq and is a predicted model, not a curated record. Lineage: Eukaryota; Metazoa; Mollusca; Bivalvia; Ostreida; Ostreidae. Bases 145 to 2373 code for a protein of 742 amino acids.
UUGGGUGCAGACAAAACAUGGUGGAGUGUUAGUCUGAAGUUCUCUUUACUGUUUGCCAAAUAUUUAUCUUCUCUUUCAUCGCAAAUGAACUUUUAGGCCAUUUUUUACUUUUAGUAAGGAACAUACUACAGCUUUCCAUUAAAAAUGAAGAAGCAAACCAGAGGAAUUACAAAUUUUCCAGCUAAUGCAGGGAUGGGUGUGCACGUAAAUUCUAGUCAACCUACAAACUCACAAACACAAAAUCAGCGUACAAAAGGUGGUAUGAUGGGGGCAGGCAUUGUACAAAAGAAUACAGUUAACCCAACACUACCAAACAAUCCCAUGAUGCCUGCUGCCAGCUAUACCACAAUGCACCAAAUACCAGCAGCCAAUCAUUCACCUGCAGUGACUCCCACACAAGUCCCAUUGGCCAAUCAGAAUGGAUCUAUGGGACUUCCUGUGGGGCAGAUUUCACAGAGUGGAAUGGUGCAACAACAAACCGUAAUUAACAGCCCAGCAACAAUGCCACCACUACAAGCAACCAACACAACAAUGCCACCACUACAAGCAACCAACACAAAUGCUACAACUCCCGUCAAUGCAACAGAUGAACAUAGUCCAGCAAAAGACUUGGCAAACACAAAAGAGAAAACCCCAAUGUGUCUUAUCAAUGAAUUGGCCCGAUAUAAUAAGAUCUCUCACCAGUACACUUUAGUGGACGAACAAGGCCCCGCUCACAAGAAAACAUUCUUUGUCCAGCUCAAACUCGGGGACAUGGAGGAAUACUCUGCCUCAGGAGCCAGCAUAAAGAAAGCCCAGCAUGCAGCAGCAGCAGAGGCCCUGGAAAAAACUGCCUACCCCCACCCCCCAGCAAAGCCGACCAAACCACAUCAUAAUGGUUGGAUGACUGAGUAUGGUAAUCAGCCCAUCACUCCUACUGUAGAACUGAAUGCCCUGGCCAUGAAGCGGGGAGAACAAACCCUCUACAAACCACUGGAGCCCCAAAGACAGCUCCCCUACUACCAGUGUCCCCCAAACUACAACUACAGGGGGCUCUAUAAUCAGAGAUACCACUACCCAAGAAUGAUGCGCGUCUUCUACGUGUCCCUGAAGGUUGGACAGAGAGAGUUCAUCGGUGAAGGCCCGACACGCCAGGAUGCUCGGCAUGACUCAGCUAAAAAGGCCCUCCACAUCCUACGCAAACUUCCUUUACCCAACGAAGGAGAGAAGAAACCUGACAAUUUGGUGGAAACUGAUGGUACACCAAGUGAUAAAGAUAUUGUGAAAUCAGAGAUCAGCCUUGUACAUGAAGUAGCUCUGAAGAGGAACAUGACUGUUAGUUUUGAUGUUAUCCGUGAGUCAGGUCCCCCUCAUAUGAAGACGUUUGUGACCCGCUGUAAGGUGGGGGACAUGGAGACAGAAGCCGAGGGGAACAGUAAGAAGGUGUCCAAAAAGAAGGCGGCAGAUCUGAUACUGGAGAAACUGAAGGAGCUCCCACCCCUCCCUCCAUCAGUGAUCCGCCCCCGAGCCAAGAUCAACAAGAAAAAGAACAAAAACAUCAUCAAACAACAAAUGCAGAAGGCAGAUCCUAAUUACGGAGUGGGGAUCAACCCAAUCAGUCGUCUAAUUCAGAUUCAGCAAGCACAGCAGAAAAAGGAACCAGUUUACACAUUACUAACGGAAAGGGGACUUCCUAGAAGACGAGAGUUUGUCAUCCAGGUACAAGUUGAUGAGCAGACCUGUACAGGAGUGGGUCCCAAUAAGAAGCUGGCCAAACGACAUGCUGCUGAAGCCAUGUUGACUCUGCUUGGAUACAACAAACCUUCCCCACAGCCAGCAAAACCCGCCAUAAAAUCUGCCAACAACCAGGAGGAGACGGGAAUUAAAAAAGUGACAUUUCAAGAGAUGUCCGAGGAUGGUGCAACUGAGAGUGUUAGUAAUGGUAAAAGUUCUGGAGGACGUCAGCUGGUUCCCGGCCUCUUACUGCUGCCCGAUUCUAAAUACAACGGAACAGCCUACAGACCACCUCAUGGUGGUUCACAACCUCUGGAUGGACAUGCUACUUUUAAUAGUUUGACUAAGACUGCUACAAGACCCGAGAUUCAUCUCCGAGAACUGACCAGUAGGAGUAAUCUGGACAUCAAAUUUGACGAAUUUCAGUCUGGACAGGGUGCUACAAGUGAGUAUCUGAGUCGAGUUUCCCUCCUCUCCAACCCUCCCCGUGUGUUUCACGGCAGUGGAAUGUCGACAGAAGCGGCCCGUGAUUCGGCUUCUCUGGAAGCUCUCAAAUUUUUGGAAGACCUCGGCAAAGGUGACGGUCCACAAGUGAAAAUGGAAGGAGAUCUGGCCAGCACUCCCUCACCAGGUGGCGCCCAGCGCGGUGCCACCAUGUAGAGGGACUUUGGUUUAAACUUUGAACUUUUCUUCAUGUUGAGGGUUUUACAGAGCUUUACCUGGUUUGUGGAUGAUUUGAAUGCCGUUAUUUGUUUUUUAUAGCCAUGAUUUUUUGGUGGUUUUUCUUUUCAAAUUAUCCAUUUUCCAAAAAUUUGUUUCUUUUUUUCUUUGAAUAUCAGGAAAUUUGUGGAUGUUAAUAAUUAGAAGACAGACAGUCUUCCUGUAUUUAUAUUGUUAAAUAUUAAUGCAUAAAAACAAGUCAUAUUGCAGUGUAUGUUAUGCCAGUACUAGCUACUUGUUCUUGUGCAUUAAAGCUGUAAAAAUUUCCUGUCAUAUUUAAAUUUGAGAUUUUUUUAAUUGUUACAUUUUAAGAUAAGCUGACCGCUAUAUUUUUGCUUUUGAAAACCCUCAAAUACAAUAGAAUGAGUGGCUCCCUCUUCCAAUAGGAAUGGAAUAUAAUUUGUUGUUUUGUCCCCCCCCCCCCCCCCAGCCUCCAUUCUACAUUAAUAGUUCAAAGUUUAGUGUUGAAUUUAACUGGAUUCAAUUUAUCUUUUGUUCAGUCCCAAAAUAUUACAUAAAACACAUUUGAUUGAAGUAUGGAUUUCUAACAAUGCAUGUAAAUUAAUUCAAAAACUUCCCCCACCCCUUAAUUAUUAAAUUUGUUAUUUUGGUGAUUGACCUUGUUAAAUUUAAUCCAGGUUAUGUUUAUGAAUAUUUGUGAAGACAAAUGUUAAGGAACUUACUUGAGCACAAUUUUGUUAGACAGUUAGACAGUUUUCUCACAAUACAAGAGACUAUUUUAUUUGAUAAGUACAUAAGCAUUUACUACAAAGUGUCCUAGGACAAUAUUUUCACAAAAAAAAAAAUGAUUUAGAAAGUAAAGAUUUGACUGAAUCUUAUUUCUCAAAACUUCCUUAGCCUUAUUCUUCUCAAGCAGGUGCUUGAAGGAGUUUAACAGCUUGCUGUCUUUAUUGUGAGAAAGACUGGGCUUUUUAUGUCAGAGUAUAUCUAUAUGGCCCUUGAAUCUGGUCCACAGCUCACAGAAAAGGGAUCCAUAGUUAUUGUUACUAAGGGUUAUGGAGGUAUACCCAAACUGUGUUCGGGAGAAUCCUGCUAUUUGAUAUUUUGUUUGAUGAACAGGAGGAAUCUAAAAAUGUUGUUCCGUAACAAGCUUCUACUUUCCAAUAUUUCGCCAUGCAUUUAUACUUCAUAGAUAAAAACAACACCCGGGAUGUUUGAUCAAACUCUGUAUCACUGUUGUAAUUUUUAUUUUCUGCAUAAUUAGAUUGUCUUCAUUUAUAGUCAUUUUGUUUUGUGGGGGUGUAUACAAGGUUAUGUGAAGGUCAAACUAAAUGGUCAGUGUCUUGGUGCUAUUUGAUCUGACCUGACCUGUACAUCGCUCACAGUUUUGUCAAAGGUAAAUCAAGUAUUAUCAACCUCUACAAUAUACAUGUAAUUUAAAUCCCAUUGUUAAAAGUCUGUGUGAUUUUUGUAGUAAUUAACGGAUUGGAGCAGUUUUCUAGGAAGUGAUUUUCUCGGUAAUCCAGUUUGUAUAUACUUGAUUUAUCUUUACCACUUGUGUGUUUUUCCGUUGUACGUAUUGCUUUAUUCAUUGUCUGCAAUGUAAAAACACACAGAAUUUUCUGUAUUCAUUAAAAUAUUACAAUAUGAAA